This is a messenger RNA of Saccostrea cuccullata (small rock oyster), 3795 nucleotides long. Its product is annotated as myelin expression factor 2-like. Gene Ontology annotation, molecular function: mRNA binding. Gene Ontology annotation, cellular component: ribonucleoprotein complex; nucleus; cytoplasm. Bases 25 to 1800 code for a protein of 591 amino acids. The record is from RefSeq and is a predicted model, not a curated record. Lineage: Eukaryota; Metazoa; Mollusca; Bivalvia; Ostreida; Ostreidae. The transcript is spliced from 14 exons.
ACACAUAUAUUUUUGUUUGGCCUAAUGUAUUGUGCAUCCCUGCCAAGUUCUCAACAGACUACUCAUACAUUUUUAUCAUUCAGGUGGGACAACAAUGAUAUGCAGCAAUACGAUGACGACUUGGAUAGCAUGGAAAAAUCAAGGCACCGUGAAUCAACAUCUCGAUCAAGAUCCCGAUCCCCCGUGAGACGUUCCAGGUCAAGAUCUCGAUCACACGAAAGACAUCGAGAUAGAGCUCGUCGAAUAAACCUUAUCUCAAAGAGAGUUAUUAUCAGCAAUGUGCCAUAUGAAAUGAAAUGGCAAGACAUCAAAGACAUUUUCAGGAAAGAAGUUGGGGAGGUCCAGUAUGUAGAAAUGUUUGAAACACCAGAUGGAAAAUCACGGGGGUCAGGAAUCAUUGAGUUCAAAGACAAGGACACAGCUAGGAAGGCAAUAGAAACAAUGCACAGAUACAAAAUGAAAGACAGGAACAUAGUUGUCAGAGAGGAACGUGAAAGUGAUCAGAACCAGAACAUGGGGGGUGGACGUGGAGGUGGAUCCGGGAUGAUGGGUGGUGGAGGCAUGGGAGGAGGAAUGGGAAUGAUGGGAAAUAUGGGUGGAGGUGGAGGCAUGAUAGGUAAUAUGGGAGGGGGAGGCCCCGCUGUUACCCCACAGCUUCUCCAGCAGCUGGGUGUUGAUGGACCGGUCACAAAUACAGUAUUUGUAUCCAAUAUUGAUUACAAAGUUACCUGGAAGAAAUUGAAGGAUGUGUUUAAGUUGGCUGGAAAUGUACAAAGAGUUGAGGUAAUGCAGUCCAAAGACGGCAAAAGUAGAGGCAUGGCCACUGUGAGCUUUGACACUCAACUAGAAGCCCUCCAAGCAAUAUCUAUGUUCAACAAUCAGACCUUGUAUGAUCGUCCAAUGAGAGUGAAAAUGGACAGCACAGCAGCCAAGAAAGGACCUGAUAUACCUUUACCUGCUGGACUGAGGUCGAUUGGCAUGGGACUUGGUUUAGGAGGAACACCGAUUCAAAACUCCCAAGGAUCAGGAAUGGGGAUGGGCAAUCUUGGUGGAGGGGGAGGAGGAGGGAUGGGCUCAGGCAUGUCUUCAGUGGGAGGGCUGGGCAACAUGGAUAGUGGUAUGGGGAUGGGAUCAUCCUUGGGAGGUGGAUCCGUGGGUUCAAUGGGUGGUAAUCUGUCAGGCCUCGGGCUGGGAGGAGGAAACAUGGGGGGUGGAUCUAAUGUUGGAUUGGGUGGGCUGGGGAAUUCUGGUCUGUCAGGAAUGGGCCUUUCAGGUGGACUGAAUGACUUUAACUCUGGUAUGGGUUCAGGGGGAAUGGGGGGCAAUUUUGGCAACUCACUGGGUGGUUUGGGAGACAAUCGCAUGGGCCUGAGCAGCCUCAGCAGCAAUAGUCUGAGUGGAAACAGCUUCAGCAGCAACAUGAUGGACAACCUGGGCAGUGGGCUUGGCCUGGGAGGAAGCAGCUCUAACUACGGAGGAAGUGGGCUAUCGUCCUCCUACUCUGACCGUGGAGGCAGCAGCAGGGGUAGAGAUAGCAGGGAUAGUGACCGGUCCACUCGUCCAGACAAUUGUACAGUCUGUGUGAGAAAUCUUCCAUAUUCUUUGAAAUGGCAAGAUCUGAAAGAAAAGUUCAAGGCUGUUGCUGAUGUAAGGUUUGCUGAAAUCAAGAUGGAAAAUGGAAGAUCUGCUGGCUGGGGCUUGGUGCGCUUCGGAAACCCUGAUGAUGCACAGAGAGCAAUUUCUCUGAUGAACAGAUCCCGAAUUGAUGGAAGGGAAGUGGAUGUCAAAAUGUACCGUUGAUCAGAAAUGGUAUUGUUGUUGACUCUUGAUCCUCUUGUGUUGUACAGAGUUGGGGUUGACAUCAAUUUUUUCCUUAGUUUUUGUCAUUGGAAGGUGUUGCCUAGUUUUUGUGUUGACCAGUCACAAGAACACCUGAAAACUGUGUAUAUAUAUAAAUUGUAGUGUGGAUCUGUGUUGUCCUUCUGUUUUAUCUAUUGGAAUACUUCAUCGUGAUUUUUAUAAGACAUGACACAUGGGGACAAUUUUAUGCUGUAUUUCACGUGGGCAGACUUGUCAUAGAAUCAUUUGAACCAUUUACGUUGUCGUCUUUUAUAAUAUUGAAUCAGUGGACCAUAAAUAAAGCCUUCAUACCUUAGAAUAGAGUUAUUUUAUUCAAAAGUGUAGUUUGUGUGUGCUUUUUAAUUUUUUGUUGAAAUUAUUAAUUGUCACGCAUCUUAAGAAUAUUUCUUUUGGAAGGAGUUUCAAUUCCAGCAUAUUUUCUGUGUUUACUCUGGGGCCUAAUAAAUGUGGAUUUGUUUUGUUUACAGAUAUUACACAAAGGAUAAACUGAAAAUCUAAACUGAACAUCCUUGUUUCAUUUAAUUGUGUUUAAGAAAAAGCGGAGAUGAAAGGGAAUAAAAAAUCAAACAAAAAGAUGACAAAAACAUGAAUGUUAAAAUUUGCUUGAUCUUAAUAAAUUCUGGUAUUCAGUAGGAGAUCUCUAUUCUACCUUUGUUUCUCAUGUGUGAAUUUCUAAAAAUUGUGCCUUGACAUACGAGCAGAUUUUGAAGUUAAAAUAUGAGAUAUAAAAUAAUUCUGGCCAACACUGUAUUUUGAUGGUAUAUUUGUAAAUUUUAUUAUGCAUGACUCCAGUAAAAGUUUUCAUUGUGUAAAGUAAAAAAAACCUGUAAUUAGAUUCUAACAAGGGAGUGUAAGUCAUAUGUACAUAUAGUUUAGUUAUUAAUUUAAUUAGUUUGUAGAUUGUUUUUCUUAAGAGAUGAGUUGACAAAUUGAGAGCUGUUUGUCUGAAAACUGCAUUGAGAUUUGUAGUGCUCUGAAACCCAAACCAGAUGUCUUGAGUCAGAAGCCAUUAUAAGUUGCCUGGGUAUCUUUGAUUGUGAGGUUCCAGGUGUACCAAUGUUUGGGGACAAAUGCUGAUCCAGUUUCAGGCUUGAAGAUCUCUGAAUGGAGUUGGUUUGUGUAAGAUUUUUGUACAGGUAAAUGUAUUGUUUUAUUGGCUGGAUAUUACAGUAACUUAAUAUGGGCUGCGGGAUUUUUUCAGUUUUAUCAAUUAUUGUAUUAUGAGAUUCUUUCAUGUGCUGAUAGUACUUCAGCACUUUUAUUUGCAUUUCAAUUAUUGUUAGUUGUCAGACAUUGUGGGAGAUGUGUUAAAAGAAGCUGUAGGCACGAGGGGUAUUUCUUUGUGUUAAAGUAUUUGUUUUUGUUAAUUCAUGAUAUUUUCAGUACAGAUAUUAUUUUUGGCAGAUGUCCAAGAAUGCAGAGUUAUUGCCCUUUUCCAAGGCAAUAUGAAGGUUUAUUCCAUUGUUCAGCUUUGGGAUUUCAGAGGCAUUAUUUUGUUAUAAUAUGUCUCAUUAAUGGUGGUACAUUUUCUUUCUGUGUGAUUUUGUUGAUGGAAUUGGUUUCUUUCAUAAGUAUAGUAUAAAUCUUAUAAUUUUUUCAUAAGUGAAAAAAAUGGCAAAGCUAAAAUUCUUUAAAUUUAAAAUACAGGACCAUUAGCUACCCUCAUUUCAACAUACUAUGCAUGUUGUUUUAGAUUCAAGAGCUAGAUUAUGUUCAGCUGCAUGGGAACACAAAACAUGGGACUGGGCUCGCCAGGGAAGAAAAUUAGGUGUAUUUUACCAUUAAGAAGAGAUGAUUCAGAUCGCAUUCCUAAAUGUCACAAAUGAAUACGAGAUCUAAAAGGAAAAAUCCUGCAGAGGUUGAGGAGAUGUGGUGUCCUGAUGAGCUUAUACAGAGAGGAUGUCAUGAGACAAUUAAUAAAAUGGUUGAAAUAUA